Molecule: messenger RNA, 1792 nt
Organism: Antechinus flavipes (yellow-footed antechinus)
Lineage: Eukaryota; Metazoa; Chordata; Mammalia; Dasyuromorphia; Dasyuridae
Gene: IRF5
Product: interferon regulatory factor 5
Biological process (GO): immune system process; regulation of transcription by RNA polymerase II
Cellular component (GO): nucleus
Molecular function (GO): DNA-binding transcription factor activity, RNA polymerase II-specific; protein binding; RNA polymerase II cis-regulatory region sequence-specific DNA binding
Source: RefSeq, a predicted model, not a curated record
AGCUUCUCACCAGAGAGAGAGGGCCCUUGAGUCAGAAGCUAUACCUGACUGCCCAGAACUGCAGCAGCAAGGGUAUCUUGGUGCCCUUGAGACCACAGACUAUCAAGGGACUACAAGAGCAGGACUCAGUAAUAUAAUAAAGUGCUGAACUUGGAGUCAAGAAGACCUGAAUUCAAGUCCUGCCUCUGCCACUUACUAGCUGUGUGAGUCUGGGUCUGCCCGUCUGCCAUGACCCUCCCCGUGCCACAUCCACCUCGGCGGGUGAGACUCAAGCCCUGGCUGGUGGCCCAAGUGAACAGCUGCCAGUACCCAGGCCUUCAGUGGGUUGAUGACAAGCGCAAGUUCUUUUAUAUCCCAUGGCGCCAUGCUACCAGGCAUGGCCCCGCCCAGGAUGAGGAUGAUAACACCAUUUUCAAGGCCUGGGCCAAGGAGACUGGGAAGUACACAGAAGGCGUGGAUGAGGCAGAUCCUGCCAAGUGGAAGGCCAACCUGCGCUGUGCCCUCAACAAGAGCCGAGAGUUCCGCCUCUUUUAUGAUGGGCCCAGAGACAUGCCGCCCCAGCCAUACAAGAUCUACGAGGUUUGCGCCUCCUGCUCUGCUCCCGCAGAGUCCCUUCCUGGUGAAGAAGAUGAGGAAGAUGACGAGCUACAAAAGAUGUUGCCAACUCUGAGACUCACAGAAGUACCACAACCCGCCCCCUCCAUGGUCCCCUAUUCUUUGCCGAAGGAAGAACAGAAGUGGCCAUCUACCAGUCUUCAGCCAUCUCUUGGGAUGGGCCACUCCCCGCCUGAGCCUCCGGUCUUGGCCCCUCCAGCUGGCCCCCCUGCUAAUUAUGGGGAAAUGCUCCCCGGAGGCCUUCCAGGCUUGCCCCCUGAGCCGCUGGCUGCCAACCUGGCUCCCCCUGCAGAACAACUGCUUCCCGAUCUGCUUAUAAGUCCCCACAUGUUGCCGUUGACUGACCUGGAGAUCAAGUUCCAGUACCGAGGCCAGCCACCCUAUUCCCUCACCAUCAGCAACCCCCAGGGUUGCCGCCUCUUCUACAGCCAGCUGGAGGCGACCCAGGAACAAGUGGAGCUCUUCGGCCCGGUCAGCCUGGAGCAGGUGCGCUUUCCUGGCCCAGAGGGCAUCCCCAGUGAGAAGCAACGCUUCUACACCCACCAGUUACUAGACGUGCUCGACCGAGGGCUCAUCCUGCAGCUCCAGGGCCAGGAUCUCUAUGCCAUCCGCCUUUGCCAGUGCAAAGUGUUCUGGAGCGGGCCUUGUGCCAGCCCCUCCGCCACACCGAGACCCAUCCAGCGAGAGAAGAAGACCAAGCUUUUCAGCCUGGAACAGUUCCUCAACGAGCUGAUCCUGUUCCAAAAGGGCCAGACCACGACCCCACCGGCCUUUGAGAUUUUCUUUUGCUUUGGGGAAGAGUGGCCAGACAGAAAGCCAAAAGAGAAGAAACUCAUUACAGUGCAGGUGGUACCGGUAGCAGCCCGACUUCUACUAGAGAUGUUCUCAGGGGAGCUUUCCUGGUCGGCGGACAGCAUCCGGCUGCAGAUCUCAAACCCAGACCUGAAGGACAGGAUGGUGGAGCAGUUUAAGGAGCUCCAUCACAUCUGGCAACGGCAGCAGCGCCUGCCACCCGCUCCCUCUGCGCCUCCUGGACAGGGCCUUCCCACUGACAGCCCCUGGCCCAUCCACCAAGUGGGCAUGCACCAGUGAAGAGGCAGCUCCUCACCCAUCCCUCACUUAUACCAGAGCUGACCCCAGUGUGCCCAAGGCCCAUGGUCCAGGCCUUGUCCGCUGA